This is a messenger RNA of Rubroshorea leprosula, 840 nucleotides long. NCBI's taxonomy places the organism in Eukaryota, Viridiplantae, Streptophyta, Magnoliopsida, Malvales, Dipterocarpaceae. The record is from the annotation of a GenBank genome assembly.
CCAAUUCUUUGUUCAUUUUCUAAGCUCUGUUUUUUUUUUUCUCUCUCUCUCUGGUUUGCUGAUUUCUCAGCUGAAAAUCUAAUUGCAGAAAGUUAAAUUGAUACGAAUGAUUUUUUUUCCCUUAAUUUAUUUGUGUUUAGUGAAAUUAUCCGUUUGGUUGCCGGGAAAAUUGUUGGACUCAAACUGGAAUUUGCUAACAAUCUGUCUCGGAUAAAUUCUUUGACUUGAGAUUUGUUUUCCUUUAUUUUUCUCAGUAAUCAAACGAAAUGCCAGCGGAUUUAUUGAGAUUUUUCAGAUUUUUCUGGACUUUUUCUAUUAGACAAAGGUGAGCGAUUGAGAUGGCGAGCGCAGUGGACGCUGUGGGAAAUCCGAUCCCGACAUCGACCGUGUUGACGGCGUCGGCGAAGAACAUAGGGAUUAGAUGCAUGCCAGAGAAUGUGGAGUUUCUAAAGUGCAAGAAGAAGGAUCCGAAUCCGGAGAAAUGCCUCGAUAAGGGCAAGGAAGUCACUCGCUGCGUUCUUGGUUUGCUAAAAGAUCUUCACCAGAGGUGCACAAAAGAGAUGGAUGAGUAUGUUGGCUGUAUGUAUUACCAUACAAAUGAGUUUGAUUUAUGUCGCAAAGAGCAGGAGGCAUUCGAGAAAUCCUGCCCCUUCAAGUGAUUCACAAACCAUAUUUGUUAUGCCAUGCUUCAAAUAAGUUGGUUCAAUUUGCCAUGAGCUAAUACUGUUGCGCACAAUCUGAUUGUACUUUUUUGCGGUAUGACUUAAUUGUCUACCUCCUGUAUUUGUUAAGAUUGUUCUUAAAAAUGGUUCAAAACUAAAAUCAAUAGUAUUGUCUUCG